CCGCGUCCCGGCGCCGCUGGCCCAGGGCAGGGACCGCCAGGGCCGGACCUCCGGGCUGGGCCCCGCGCCCGACGCCUGGUCGCCUGCGCCCCGCGCGCCGUAGCGCGGCCGCCCGGGCAGCCAGAAAAAUCCAUUUUCUUCGGUGGAGGGUGCACGGUAUUGCAUUGGGUUCCUGGAUCUGAUAACAUGGCAAAAGAUGCCAGUCUAAUUGAAGCCAACGGAGAACUAAAGGUCUUUAUAGACCAGAACCUUAGUCCUGGGAAAGGUGUGGUAUCGCUGGUGGCUGUGCACCCAUCCACAGUGAACACACUUGGAAAGCAGCUCUUGCCAAAAACCUUCGGGCAGUCUAAUGUCAACAUCACACAGCAAGUGGUGAUUGGUACGCCUCAGAGACCAGCAGCAUCAAACACUAUUGUGGUAGGAAGCCCACACACCCCCAGCACUCACUUUGUGUCCCAGAACCAGCCGUCUGACUCCUCACCUUGGUCUGCUGGGAAGCGUAACAGGAAAGGUGAAAAGAAUGGCAAGGGCUUGCGGCAUUUCUCUAUGAAGGUGUGUGAGAAGGUGCAGAGAAAAGGGACCACCUCCUACAACGAGGUGGCCGAUGAGCUGGUUGCAGAGUUCAGUGCUGCCGAUAACCACAUCCUACCAAAUGAGUCAGCUUAUGACCAGAAGAACAUCCGGCGGCGUGUCUAUGAUGCCUUAAAUGUGCUGAUGGCUAUGAAUAUCAUCUCCAAGGAGAAAAAGGAGAUCAAGUGGAUCGGCCUGCCUACCAACUCUGCUCAGGAGUGCCAGAACUUAGAGGUAGAGCGGCAGCGGAGGCUGGAGCGGAUCAAACAGAAGCAGUCCCAGCUUCAGGAGCUUAUCCUACAGCAAAUUGCCUUCAAGAACUUGGUGCAGAGAAACCGCCAGGCGGAGCAGCAGGCCCACCGGCCACCCCCACCCAACUCGGUCAUCCACCUGCCCUUCAUCAUUGUCAACACCAGCAGGAAGACGGUCAUUGACUGCAGCAUUUCCAAUGACAAAUUUGAGUACCUGUUCAACUUUGACAACACGUUUGAAAUUCACGAUGACAUUGAAGUGCUCAAGCGCAUGGGCAUGGCAUGCGGGCUGGAGUCAGGAAGCUGCUCGGCCGAAGACCUCAAAAUGGCAAGAAGCUUGGUACCAAAAGCUCUGGAACCAUACGUGACAGAAAUGGCUCAGGGAUCCAUCGGCGGGGUGUUCAUCACGACAUCAGGCCCCGCCUCCAAUGGCACGCGGCUUUCUGCCAGUGACUUGAGCAAUGGUGCCGACGGGAUGCUGGCCACAAGUUCCAACGGGUCCCAGUACAGCGGCUCCAGGGUGGAGACCCCUGUGUCCUACGUGGGGGAGGAUGACGACGACGAGGACGACUUCAAUGAGAAUGACGAGGAAGACUGAGCUCCCAGCUCGCAGAUCCCCUCCCCCUUCAAAUUCAGCUUCAGGAACACGUGCUUAGAGACGAAAAACUUGUUUUUUUAUUACUGUGGGUUUUCUGUUUGUUUUUGGCUUACUCCCAAGAAGACAUUGUAAGCUAUGGAGUUGAGAUGCACACUUCCAAUAAGCAAGGGUGGUUUGUGGGUGUGGGCCCGUGUUUGUGGGUGGGGGGUGCACUGCUGUGCGCUUUCACACCAGUGUGCUAAUGCAGAGCCUCUGCUUACUCUAGGAUUCUGUGUUUUCACUUUGUUUUUAAAUUCAGAGUUCAUUUUUGCUCCUCAGCAGUUCAUGCUGGGUCUGCUGAGGAAUUGUCCUGCACCCACCGGUGACGAGCAGUGAGCUGCCUGGCCUGGCGCCUGGUGUCCCCACCGUGCCCUCGUGGUGGGUGCUAGGUGGUACCGCCUACAGGCCGCAGAAGGCUCCAGGAUGAGUUUUUCAUUCUUUAAAUCAUGCAGUGUCCAAAGAACCAAGCAGAUAGCAAAGCUCUACAUUUUAAACAGUAAGCGCCAUACAUUUUAUUAUGACUAUUUUUCCUUAAAUUAUAUUGACUGUUGUGGUCCCAUCAGGUUUGAAGGCUUAGUUCCUCUAUUUCAGCAACCAAUGGCAAAGUACUUUAUUUGUUUGUUUUUGCUUUGUUUUGUAAAGGUUUACUGCCGUGCUGGCGCAGUCAUGGAAACCGUCUGGAAGGUUUAUUGCUUAUGGUAAAAUUUGCCUGAUUUCUUACAGGCAAUGUUUGGAAACUUUUUAUUAUAUAGUUGUUUACAUACUUAUAAGUCUAUCAUUUAAAGACAUGUACUGAAACAAAUGCUGUAUUUGUUUCAUGAGCAUCUUCCUGUAAUCUAUUACAAAGUUGAAAUUAAACAUAGAGAAUGUUUUAACAGUU
Messenger RNA from Perognathus longimembris pacificus (Pacific pocket mouse), 2338 nucleotides. It is a transcript of the gene Tfdp1, whose product is annotated as transcription factor Dp-1. Gene Ontology annotation, biological process: regulation of transcription by RNA polymerase II; regulation of cell cycle. Lineage: Eukaryota; Metazoa; Chordata; Mammalia; Rodentia; Heteromyidae. The record is from RefSeq and is a predicted model, not a curated record. Gene Ontology annotation, cellular component: transcription regulator complex; nucleus. Gene Ontology annotation, molecular function: DNA-binding transcription factor activity, RNA polymerase II-specific; RNA polymerase II transcription regulatory region sequence-specific DNA binding. Bases 187 to 1419 code for a protein of 410 amino acids. The transcript has 12 exons.